Messenger RNA from Gaeumannomyces tritici R3-111a-1, 3789 nucleotides. RefSeq lists its product as hypothetical. Bases 1 to 3789 code for a protein of 1262 amino acids. The record is from RefSeq and is a predicted model, not a curated record. The transcript has a single exon. Lineage: Eukaryota; Fungi; Ascomycota; Sordariomycetes; Magnaporthales; Magnaporthaceae.
AUGGACGACUACCCGGCGUUUAGCCUGGACCAUAACAUCCCGUGCAUCACCCUGUUUGGCCUGUCGCCGCCCUCGACCCCACCGCCCGCCUUCCCCUCCGAUCUCAAGGAACAAGGCGUCCUGCUCCGCUCCGAGGUUUCCUACGUCGAAACCAAGCAUGGCGCGGCACUGCUCGAGUACAUCCAGGGGCGCGAUGCUUCCAAGCUCCCAUGGAACGCCACGCCCGGCGCGAGAGGGUACAGGUUCAGGGUUAAGACUUGCGGCGGCACAUUCAUGCUUCCCCCGCGGCGCGCCAGGCUGCCCGAUCAUAUCAAUGCUUCGGAGCCGCGGGGGGCUUUCCACUCGCCCUUCUCGCCGCUAAGUCCGUCCUGCCGCCUAUAUCCGGAUGGCUUCAUCGACAACCGGUGGCUGGAGAAGCAGCAGGAGCUUCUCCCGAGCGUCUUUCUAUGCUUCUAUAACCUCACCUCGGACCUGACGCUCGCUACGCUGCACGAUAAUCAAAUCAAGACUGAUAUCAGCUCCAUGCGCAACACGCUCUUGCAGCAAGGCUACAAGUCCAAAAUCAUGGUUGUCAUUCUGAGCGACCUGCGCACCGCCUCGCUUGACAGUACACGAGACCGUCUUGACAACAUUAGGAAGGGCUGCGCCCUCGACUCCAAGUCAUUCUUAUUCAUGCCCUCGGCCUACUCAACCGAGGAGUUCAAGAAGCAGGCGGAUAGUCUUCUGAUCGCUGUCUAUGGCCAUGCUGUAGAGCACUACCGGGAUCUGGGCCGCCGUGCAAGGAAGAAGAAAGGGCGCGGCGUGGUACCGCAGCCGACGGUGCCGCCGACCUCUGGCACCUCGCAAACCCUCUCCCUGCCAGGAUGGAACGUGCGGUACGACUUCAAGUCGGCCGUCUUUGCCGAGUUCCGCCAGGAGAUGGACCAGGCACUACGGUCCUUUGAGCAGGCAUACGAUACCCUCACCGGAGCCGACGUGCUCGAUAUCAUCCCCAGCUGGAGUCCGCGGUGGAACGAAGCCCGGCAGCUCGCCGAUAUUAUCAGUAUCCGCUGUCUGCGCUGCCUGCUCUGGGCUGGCCAGACCAGCGCGGCAGUGCGCCGCUGGCAGGCGCAUCGAGACAGAAUUAGCGACCUAAUCGAUCGCAGGGGGCGGGGGACUGAAAACUAUGGGUGGGCUGCAUGGGAGGCCCGCUGGGCAAUCGUAAUGGCCGAGCUCAUCGAGAAGGCCCAAAUCACCGACCUCUCAACCGCAUCCCCCAACUUGUUUCUCCAGCCCGAGAAAGCGUCCAUGGGAAUCCGACUACAGCCCUGGGAGUUCUUACACCAUCCAGGAUAUUGGUACAAGGCUGCGUCACAGCACCUGUACGCUCGCCGCGCUUUUGCCCUGAAAAUGCCCGAGGAAGACCGGGAGAGGCCUGGCAACUCCCCAGCAGCAAGGGUCGCACACAAAGCCUUCACAUACGACACUUACAUGUGUCCGGAGCCGCAUGAAGAAUACCCCCUUCCAAACGCCGGCAACGGAGUGAACCACUCGCAGUUGAUAGCCCAGUGCCUUGAUGCUGCCAGGGUUGAGUUCCAGAGGCGCGGUCAGACUCGGCUCUGUGCCGAAGUGACGCUCCAGCUAGCCAAGGAAUUUGCCUCGUCGCACAAAUGGCAGUCUGCAGUGGACCUCUUGAAGCCCAUGUGGCUAGAUAUGUCCUUUAGAGCGGAGGGCUGGUUAGACAUCACCCAGGAGCUGGCAUGGCUGCUCCGUUCUGCUGCCCGGCCGGUCCAAGAUGCCGAGCUGCUAAUAUCAGUCGAGUGGGAGCUGCUAAACAAGAAGUACCAAGAGCGGCCGAAGUGGGAAUACGAUCUCUCAAAAAUCCUCGACGGUGUUUCGGCUAGCGAAAAGCCUGUCGUUGAUAUCAUCGACGAGUCGAGUCUCCCGCUCCUCUCGAGCUCGUUCGUUUUCAGAAGCGAGGAGGGAAACGCCGGCCGGACAGCUCGAGGCCAGCUCUCCAUCACCUCCAACGCGCAGCCGUCGUCUGCGCCAAUAGUCCUAAGUGGUAUUCAAAUCACAUUCGAUGGGAGCAUCAAGACGAUACAUCUGAAGCACGACACCGCACAGGCCAAAAAGCGCCAGUGCGGCAAAGCAACAGUCUCGGACGUUAGUUUGCAGGAGCAAUCCGUAGAAGCACUAAGAGGUGACGACCCGGGCAAAGAGAAAACCACCCCAGCUGCUGUCUCCGUCCUGCUUGGGAGUUGCGAUCUCACACUACCCCCCGGACAAACCGUGGUUUAUGAGAUGGACGUCCCGCUCCGAGAACCAGGCGACGCAAAGGCCCUAGCAACGACACUUUCAGUGGCCAAUGACAUAUUCAGCCUGGAUUAUGAAGUGCCGUGCAAAGACACUAGUGUUGCGGGGAUCUGGCACGCACCGGUCAGGCCAAGGAAGAUCCCGCGGGCAAACUCGCACUCGAUCCGGAUCCUUCCCCGACCACCAAACGUGGAGAUCAAGGUGAAAAAUGCCAUGGAGCAGUACUAUUCAAACGAGGCGAUCGAACUGGAGCUUGAGAUCGUCAACGCCGAGGAUGCAUCUGCAGAGCUCCGGCUUAAUGUGAUCAUCACCGGCGAAGAGCCUCCCGAUUUCCGGCUGGCAGCUGGAGACGAGGAGUCGGCGGUGGCAGAACCGGACACAGCAGGGGAAUCUAAGGAGAUGAUGAUUCCUCUUGGCGCAGUCGCUGCGGCAGACUCUACCCGGGUCACCGUCCAUAUCAGCGCGGUCGAUUUCCCGGCAUCAUUUGACGUGACGUUUGUGGCAUCGUACCACCUGCUUACCGAUCCCGCGACGCCCAUCAUCCAGACCGAAGACUUCAAGCUCACAUUGGUCAACCCGUUUGAGGCAAAUUAUGACCUCCUCCCCCGGCUUCACCCAGACCCCUGGCCGAGCGUCUUCGACCACGAAGGCGUGCAGGGCCUGUUUGUCGAUGACAGCUCGUACGUCCAACCCCGCGGACUCUUCCAAACCUGGUGCCUCGUCACGCGGUACGCGUCAUUCGCGUCCGAGGACCUCGUUGUCGUGAGCGUCGAUGUCUCGAUCGCGCCAACUUUGGGAGUGCAGACCAGGGCGUCGGGGAAACAGAUGCUGCCCGAUGGUGGCCGUACCGUCAAACCCAAGACCAUAGAGGAGGCCCAGUUCGACAUCACAGCCCAGAAGUACAGCCUAGACGAGCGAGAUCCCGUCAACCUCGACGUCUCGUUCAUUAUCAACUGGCGCCGAGCCGACGACCAAGAGUCGCGGGCCAACAAGACAACCCUGCCCGUGCCUCGCCUGGACAUAUUCGGGCCCGAGCCCCGCGUCCUCGCGUCCGUGUCGUACGCCAGGGCGGGCGGCGACCGGGCCCAGCUGGGGCUGGCGCACCUGCACAUCACCAUCGAGAACCCGUCGAGCCACUUCUUGACCUUUGGCACCAACAUGGAGCCCAGCGACGACUUUGCCUUCUCGGGCUCCAAGACGGCCACCCUCCACCUCCUGCCCUGCUCCCGGCGGGUCGUGACGUACUCCAUCCUGCCGCUGGUCAGGGGCGCCUGGGUCCGCCCGAGCCUGACGGUGCGGGACAAGUACUUUCAAAAGGUGCUUAGGGUCAUCCCGACCGAGGGCAUGAAGCUCGACAAAGAGGGCUUCCUCAUCUGGAUACCUGCACCGGAGGAACAGGCGGUGGAGGGUGAGGAAGGCGAGGACGACGAGGAUGAGGAAGACGAGGAAGAUGGUGAUGAUGAUGACGACGAUGACGAAGAAGAGGAGGAAUAA